Messenger RNA from Cutaneotrichosporon oleaginosum, 2359 nucleotides. RefSeq lists its product as uncharacterized. Gene Ontology annotation, molecular function: zinc ion binding; sequence-specific DNA binding; DNA-binding transcription factor activity. The record is from RefSeq and is a predicted model, not a curated record. Gene Ontology annotation, biological process: regulation of DNA-templated transcription. Lineage: Eukaryota; Fungi; Basidiomycota; Tremellomycetes; Trichosporonales; Trichosporonaceae.
GCGACAUCCACGACGACGCGCACCGGCAUUCUUAUCUUCCACACUGCCGGACCUCCCACAACGUCGUACUAGCAGGCCACCAACGCUCAGCUCGCCUUCUUGCCAGCGAAUUCUACGUCUCGUGUAUGCUUUUCUCCGGGCGUUGCUGACGUCAAAGAGCUAACCAUCUGGCUGAGCGCUACUCAUCGCGAUGGAGCCCACUCUAGACUCGGCUUUGCAGAUUGAUUCCUCUUUGCAUAAUGCCGCCUUCGAAACGCCCGAAGCACCUGAGGCACAUCCGCCACCAGCCCCCGUCGAGCAGGUGAUUCCGCCUGUUACCCCCGAGCACCCAUCCCGAUCCAAGAAGACUGCCGACCCAGUGCGACGCGAGGCAAACCGACGAGCGGCGGAACGUUCGCGCGGCCGCCAACAGGAGAAGAUUGUGGCCCUGGAGAUGGCUGUCCAGACUCUCAGCGACGAGAACCUACGUCUCAAGGACGAGAUCGCGCGAAUCGAAGGGAGAGACGCCGCGCCGGAGGUACUGGCUAGUAUUGAGCAGCAAGCAAACGCUGUACCGGCCGAGUCCAGUCAGUCUCUGGACGCCGCAGCGGCAGCAGCCGUCGCGUCGCAAGUUCAGAACCAGCGCUUUCUGGAGCUGCUCGCGCAGGGAGGCGACAUUCCGUGGGCCCAGCUGCUCAGUGAUUCAGAGGCCGAGGUUGACGGGCGCUUAGGCCAGCUUGCGGCCGUCGCGUCUAACCAGGCCGGAGACGAGCAGCCGCAACACACCCCGGCUCCUAGCACAGGCCCCCUCCCCUCUGCAAAGGUUAGACCUGGGCCCCUCUUGUCGGCUGCACUCACGGCUGAGCUCGAGAAGUCGCUUCAGGAGGAGAUUUCAAGCGUCAAGAGCGCUAUCGCACGUGCUGACCGCGAACUCGCGCGUCGGCAAGGGCAGCCGGUCCUCGGCGACAUCCAUGAGGACGCGUAUCAUCCUACAUUCACCGACCUGUACGAAGCCGACGAGGUCGCGCUCGCCGAAUACAGCGCGAAGGCCGAAGUUGAAACAGCGGAGCUUGAGACCCAGGCUAGAGUGCUGCGCGAGGUGACCACACGAAUGCGGGCGGCGAUGGAAGAGGAAGAAUCCAAGCUGCUUCCGCUCGAGGAGGAGCUGCGAGCUCUCAACGUCGAUGGACAACGGGACCGCGAAGGAGUCACCGCAGUGCUCCGAGCUCUCAGGGGCCACAUCACGUCUUUGAUGAGCGCACCAGGGGGUCUGAUGCCAGGUAACCUGCUUGUAACUCCCUUCUCAUCUCCCGCGACUGCGCGCCGCCGACGUGGUCGGCCUCCAAAGCAUACCUCCACCGCCAGCUCGUCCAAGUAUUCAUUCUCGUAUCAACACUCGCCCACGUCGUCAGACUCGGGCACGGAGCUCCCGGACACACCCGGUACACGGCCAGCACGUGCCGCGGCGCCUCGCAGGAGCCGUCUUGCCCAGGAAUUACGCUUUGAGCCCGAGCAGCAUCAGUCGCAGCCGCAUAGCGCUGAGGCAGGCCCAAGUCAAGCGUUGCCGGGAAGUGUGGAAGCAAAUGUGGUUGCCGAGACUUCGCAGGCCACGCAGGACUACCUCCUGUCGCACUUUGCAGCAGGCGACGUCUCGCGUGACACACCAAUCCCGCUUGACAGCUCGUCCUUUGCAGCACUUCUGCCGCAGUCACCAUCCACUCAUGCGCACCACGCAACGCUCGAGUCGUCGCUAAGCGCGCCUACGUCGCACAUGCCGAACGAGACGAGCAACGGUCAUCCAGAGACGCCGAAUGUCAUGUCGAGAUUCAAGCGCGGACCGCCAGGUAGCUGCGACAUAUGCUCGCGCACGCAGACGAGCGUGUGGCGCAAGCUGACGUACGACGGUGAGGAGCUCAGGGUGUGCAAUGCAUGUGGACUGUAUCACUCCAAGUUCCAUAUCCCUCGCCCGCCUGAGCUGUGGGGCGACGGACGGACCAUCAAGAAGCGCAAGGCCGGGCCCCGGAACUGGGAGGGCGUCAAGCGGCGUAGAGAGCAGCAGCGCAAGACGCAGUACGAUGAAGUUGGGGCUGACAUCGGAAUGGAUGUCGACCAUCGCGUGCUCGAGGAUUCUACCGCUGUCCAUGCUGUUGGGGUCGCUGGGUCCGCGACCCCAGAUCCAGCAUUGCAGCAAGGUCUGACCACAUUGCAAGAGGUUGGCCAAGCAGUGGAGAACAUGUACGCGGUCCAGCAACAGGAGGCGGCGGAGCAGCAGCAGCAACAGGAGUCUCACCAGCAAGAACCCCUCCAGCACCAAUUGGAAGCAUAAUGGAGUCUGUUCCGAAUCUGUAUGUAUGAGUAAUGAUCCCAUAUGUUGCAGUUA